This is a messenger RNA of Auxenochlorella protothecoides, 1431 nucleotides long. RefSeq names its product Tyrosine-tRNA ligase. Gene Ontology annotation, molecular function: tyrosine-tRNA ligase activity; ATP binding; RNA binding. The transcript has 7 exons. Gene Ontology annotation, cellular component: cytosol; mitochondrion; chloroplast stroma. The record is from RefSeq and is a predicted model, not a curated record. The coding region runs from base 1 to 1431 and encodes 476 amino acids. Gene Ontology annotation, biological process: tyrosyl-tRNA aminoacylation. NCBI's taxonomy places the organism in Eukaryota, Viridiplantae, Chlorophyta, Trebouxiophyceae, Chlorellales, Chlorellaceae.
AUGCACAUCGUACUAGGGUGCUUCAGAGGCCACAGACCCCUCACCAGCCUGAGGGCCGUCGGGGUGGGCGCCCAGGGCCUGCAGGUGCGGGACGGCGGCAGCACCCCCUCCCCCGGCCCCACUGACGCUGCCGCGGAGCGGCGGUCCAGCCUGCUCAGCGUGCUGCGCUCACGGGGUCUGCUGGCCGACGUGGCGGGCGGCGCCGAGGGCCUCACGGCGGCUGCGGCGGCCGGCCCAUUGCGCGUGUACUGCGGCUUCGACCCCACCGCCCAGUCGCUGCACCUGGGUAACCUGCUCUGCCUCAUGGUGCUGGCCUGGUUCCAGCGCUGCGGCCACCAGGCCGUGGCGCUCAUGGGCGGCGCGACGGGGCGCAUCGGGGAUCCCUCAGGCAAGUCCAGCGAGCGGCCGGUGCUGGACGAGGCCGAGGUGGCGGCCAAUGCGGCCAGCAUCGCGCGCAACGUCGAGGCCCUGCUGCAGCGGGUGCCAGGGUCCACGGGCGAGGCGCCCCUGGUCCUGGACAAUUACGAGUGGUGGUCUGGCAUGGGCUUGCUCGAUUUCCUCCGGGACGUGGGCCGGCACGCGCGAGUGGGCACCAUGCUGGCCAAGGACAGCGUGCGGACCCGGCUGGAAAGCGAGACCGGCAUCUCCUUCACUGAAUUCUCCUACCAGCUGCUCCAGGGGCAGGACUUUGUGCACCUGCGCAAGACGCACGGCGUCCGGGUGCAGGUGGGCGGCAGCGACCAGUGGGGCAACAUCACGGCGGGGACGGAGCUCAUCCGCAAGACCAUGGAUGCCGACGCAUUUGGGCUGACGGUGCCCCUCCUGCUCAAGUCCGACGGCACCAAGUUUGGAAAGUCGGAGGGCGGCGCGAUCUGGUUGUCCCCGGCGAAGCUGUCCCCCUACGCCUUCUACCAGGCCCUGCUGGCGACGGCGGACGACGACGUGGCGCGCAUGCUGCGAGCCCUCACCUUCCUGCCCCUGGAGCAGAUUGACGCCCUGCUGGCGCCCGGCCAGCCGCCCGCGGCGGCUCAGCGAGCGCUGGCGGCGGAGGUCACCCGCUUCGUGCACGGCGAGGAGGGGCUGCGGGGCGCGCUGGCCGCCACCCGGGCCCUCGCCCCGGGGUCCAGCGAGGGCAGCGUGGACCUACAGACCCUGGAGGCGGCGGUGGCGGGCGGGGCGCCCAAGUUCGCCGUGGACCGUGAGGCGGCGCUGGGGGGGCCGCUGAUAGACCUGCUGGUGCGCGUGGGAGCGCAGCCCAGCAAAGGCGCCGCGCGCAGGCUGGUCCAGGGCAGGGGCCUACGCGUGAACAACAAGGUCGUCACAGAUGAGGGGCGGGGUCUGGCCGCCGAUGACCUCGUCGACGGCCGCCUGGUCAUGGUGUCCCUCGGCAAGAAGAAAAAGCUGGUGCUGGAGCUGGGCGUCGCGCCGUGA